UUUUUGCAGGCUGAGGUGGAAGAAACGCUGAAGCGAAUUCAGAGCCAAAAGGGCGUGCAAGGAAUAAUUGUGGUUAAUUCUGAAGGCAUUCCUAUCAAAAGCACCAUGGACAACUCCACGACGAUUCAGUAUGCGGGCCUGAUGCACAGCUUCAUCACAAAGGCAAGGAGCACUGUGCGGGACAUUGACCCCCAGAACGACCUCACAUUCCUGCGGAUCCGCUCCAAGAAAAAUGAAAUCAUGGUUGCACCAGAUAAAGACUACUUCCUGAUUGUCAUCCAGAAUCCAACUGAAUGAUUACAUUAACCUGGUCUCUUUUUUUUUUCCCUUUACCCAACUUUUUUAAUUUAAUAGCGAAGCGUAGAGCACUAGUAUUGUCUCUCUUGUGCCACUUUGAUAAUGUCUGGGAGAACAAAAGCAGGGUUUUUGUUACUUACAAAGAGAAAGUGGCCUUUUUCCCCAUGCCCCAAUGUGUCAUGGAAGUCAUUUUGAGGGAGAUUCUCUGAAUUAGAAUCAGGUGGUUUAGGCUCUUGAAAGCGUAUCAGAUACUUUUAAUAGUUAAUAUAAUAUUCUAAUAAUGUAAUAAUGUUUGGAAAGAGAUUAUUCCUUCUGUGUUCCUUGUCACUCCUGUUAUUGCUAUUUGAGAUACGCUUUUACACAAUUGCUUUUGAAUGACUGUAAACAUGAAACUUGCCUGUCUUCAUCUUCUCUCUUACUAUGUUGGUUUUACAAGUGUUUUUUUUUUUGAAGAAGAAGAAGAA
Molecule: messenger RNA, 761 nt
Organism: Nothoprocta perdicaria
Lineage: Eukaryota; Metazoa; Chordata; Aves; Tinamiformes; Tinamidae
Gene: DYNLRB1
Product: dynein light chain roadblock-type 1
Exons: 3
Biological process (GO): microtubule-based movement
Cellular component (GO): cytoplasmic dynein complex; centrosome; cytoplasm
Molecular function (GO): dynein intermediate chain binding
Source: RefSeq, a predicted model, not a curated record